Messenger RNA from Pygocentrus nattereri (red-bellied piranha), 3875 nucleotides. RefSeq names its product PR domain containing 1a, with ZNF domain (gene prdm1a). Gene Ontology annotation, cellular component: nucleus; cytoplasm. The record is from RefSeq and is a predicted model, not a curated record. Bases 139 to 2406 code for a protein of 755 amino acids. Gene Ontology annotation, biological process: regulation of transcription by RNA polymerase II; cell fate commitment. Gene Ontology annotation, molecular function: DNA-binding transcription repressor activity, RNA polymerase II-specific; RNA polymerase II cis-regulatory region sequence-specific DNA binding; histone deacetylase binding. The transcript is spliced from 7 exons. Lineage: Eukaryota; Metazoa; Chordata; Actinopteri; Characiformes; Serrasalmidae.
GCUCACAGGAGAACUCAAUCACCAUCUGGACUAGCGGUGGGACAGGAGAGGGAACAAGGGGUGAUCUGCACCUGUCCCACAAACACACUCCCUCUCACACAUACACACACACACUCGAGGGAGAGAUCAGACGGCUCUAUGUGUGGCUGGAACCAAAGUCUGUCGGCGGCCUCUCAGCAUAGCUCUGUCAUGUUGUCCACUGAGGGGGCUCCCCACACUGCUGAUCAGGUGGACCCAAAGAUGGAGGUGGAGGACGCCGACAUGUCCAAAUGGACGGAGGCUGAGUUUGAAGAGAAAUGCACCUAUACAGUGAAGGACCACACGUGGGACAGCCCACUGGAGAAGCCAGAGCUGAACCGGGCCCAGGCCUCCCUACCCCGUAACCUGGCCUUCAGACACUCGCCCGACUCCAAAGAGGUAAUCGGCGUAGUGAGCCGAGAAUACAUCCCCAAAGGCACUCGCUUCGGCCCUCUAGUGGGAGAGAAAUACACCGCAGAAAAUGUCCCCAAAGACGCCAACAGGAAGUACUUCUGGAGGAUUUAUGCAGAAGGCGAGUUCCACCACUUUGUGGACGGCCUGGACGAGGAGAAGAGCAACUGGAUGCGUUAUGUGAAUCCAGCCCAUUCGCAGGAGGAGCAGAACUUAGCAGCCUGCCAGAAUGGCAUGAGCAUCUACUUCUACACAGUGAAGGCCAUCCCAGCUGACCAGGAGCUGCUGGUGUGGUACUGCUCCGAUUUCGCCCGCCGACUCAACUACCCUGCCUCAGGAGAUCUCAUGAUGCAAAAGCUCAAGCAGAGUCUGGCAGAGGCAAAACAGCAGGUAUCAGAAGAAAAGCCUGUGGUGAAGAGGGAGCACACAGUCUCAGAGAUCCUGAAAGACACAAGGAAAGAGCCCGCCAGGCCUCUACCGACACGGCCUCACUGUCCAGCCAGCCCUGACCGACACCUUUACCACCGCGUCAUCUACCCUAUUCGUCCACAACCUCAACACCACCAUCGAGAGGACUUCAUAAAGGCUGGCCAGACCAUCUGCUUUGCUACUCGCUCACCUGGACAAUCUUCAACCACGCCCAGUCCAUCAGCACGCAGCAGCCCUGAAAUCAGUCCUGGGAGCAGUCCUGCACCACGAGAUCCCAGGGAAGCCCUGUCCACCCUUCCAUCAUCACUCUACAGAGGCAGUUUGGGUCAGUACCCAGGCUACUCCCCACCUAUUCCCAUUUCCUCCUUCUACCCUAAUCCACAUUAUCUUCACUAUUCAAUGAAUGGGGCUCCUCCAAUGGGAAGUGUGUUUCCUCCCAUGUAUCCCUUCAUCAACGGCUUGCUGCCCCCUCACAUGCCCCACCCAUCUGCCAUUCUUCCUCCUGAGGGAGGCCGUCAUUUUCUACUGCCACCCUACAGGGAUUUUCUGAUCCCACCACCCAAGAGUGCCUUCCCUCGAGCAAUGACCCCAAAGGACAAGCCCCCACAUGGACACCCUCAUGCCCCUGCCAGCGGUUCCCCCACAGCUGGCUCUUCGGCUACCACUGACCAGCAGCCUGCCAACCCUACCUCAGCCCAACCGGGUGCUGGACGCUCAGAAGACGAGGCAAUUAAUCUCAGCAAGAUGAAGCGAGGCCCAGCAGGCUACAAGACUCUGCCAUACCCACUGAAGAAGCAGAAUGGCAAAAUCAAGUACGAGUGCAAUGUAUGCAGCAAGACCUUUGGACAGCUUUCAAACCUGAAGGUGCACCUGCGAGUCCACAGUGGCGAGCGUCCCUUCAAGUGUCAGACUUGCAACAAAGGCUUUACCCAGCUGGCCCACCUGCAGAAGCACUACUUGGUACACACAGGAGAGAAACCCCAUGAGUGCCAGGUGUGCCACAAACGUUUCAGCAGCACAAGUAACCUGAAGACCCACCUGCGGCUGCACUCAGGUGAAAAACCCUACCAGUGCAAGCUGUGCCCAGCCAAGUUCACACAGUUCGUCCACCUCAAGUUGCACAAGCGGUUGCACACACGAGAACGCCCCCACAAGUGCCCACACUGCCACCGCAACUACAUCCACCUCAGUAGCCUUCGUCUCCACCUGAAGGGCUACUGCCUGGCUGCCAUGCCAUCUCCGUGCUGCAGCCUGGAUGAGCUCAAUCGUAUUAAUGAGGAGAUUGAGCGCUUUGACAUCAGUGACCAUGCUGACCGGCUAGAAGAGAUCGAGGGCGUGGAUGUGGAGAGGCUGGUGGAGAAACAGAUCUUUGGUCUGCUCUUUGGCCGUGAAAUGGACCUUAAGACCUCAUACCAUAAAGGCAGUGAUCUUCCCCUGCCACCUCUUUCCAAUACCUAUGGUCUAUACGAGCCAAGCAGUGAGACAUCAGUCAUCAAACUCUUGCCUGUCAAGGUGAAACAAGAGACUGUGGAGGCGAUGGAGCCUUAGCCCCAGCUCUAGCACACACCCACUAAAAGACAGGCUGACCAUCAGCUUCAACUCCCUGGGUCUAAGCUGUGAACAGCCACAGGUGUAAAUAAUCCUUCUCAUAAAGAGCCAGGCUCAGGCCUUUGUCUUCAGGGACUUACUGUACUCAGGGCUAAGAGACACUGUUGCAGGCUGCUAGCGGUCCAAUGUGUCCUACACUUACUUUAGGGACAAUCAUCUACUCUUAAUUUCCUAGUAAUAUUAUUGAUGUUGUUGAUGUUUGUUAUUGUUAUACUUUAAUAAUAUUUGGUUCAGUUUAGUAUGAAACCUUCUUAAUUUAUUGUUCAAUUUGUUAUCCUUCGAAAACAAUUAUGUUUACAACGACUGGGUAAUUCAUUGUAAUUGGAUGUUAUGUAUAUUUUUUUCUCUUUUUUGCCAUUCUUUUGUAUAUAGUUUCUUGCGGCCUGCAUUAGUUGCGUGUUUGGCUUCUGAUUAUGAUAAUGUCUAACAGAAACAAGGAACUCACCUUAAUUCAGGGUUUUAAUUCUUAAAUGCAGGCUGGUAUUUAAAAAACAAAAAGGUAGCUCUUUUUGUGGAAGGCUAUGGUGGAAUUUAAAAUUUUGAAAUUGUUUCAAAUGUUAGGGGAAAAAAUUGCUUUCAGAUGAACCACCCGCAGGCCUUUCCAUAAUCUCUGCAGAGCACUCUUCAGUGUACCGAAAAAAGGGCAUUUUAUAUAUUUUCAACAAGUUACCUCAAAUUAUGAGUGUGUGUGUGUGUAUAUAGUCUGUGUGUGUUCUGAAGGAAGUCAGAGGCAUAUAUGAUAUUUAUUGCUUUUCUACUUGAAGAAGAAACCAAAUGUCUUGGAGUGCAGCUCUCCAUGUGGUCCAAAUGAACAGGAGUCUGCUCGCAUGUAGCACACUGGCUAUGAAGCUGAGAGUACUUCUCUAUUCACUCACUAAUUUUUCCAGAACAAUACUGAUACCAAAAGGGGGGGGGGUGAAAAGGAAUGCUGAGCUAGUUACCAAAGUUCAAUCAUUUAAAGAGCAAUGCGUGUCUAUGAUGAAGUGUUAGUUGCUCUUUAGCUGUUGUCUGUUCUGUACAUUUUUGUUGUUGUUUGCCCCUUUUGCGCUCAUGGAUGGCACAAACCAAAGCGCCUUGGUCUUUAUAUGCACUGGUUCUUUUUCAUUUUUUGUCCUCUAUGUUUUCUUUUUCUUUUUUGUACUCAUUUUAGACAUAGUUUUGUCAAGCCCAGCCAUUAAGACUGUCUCUCCUUAAGGCAAAAGUAUGUGCCGUGAAGCAGUAGCAUCUCUUCAUUUCUCUCUCCUGAACUAUGACCAAAGUCUUCCCCACAUCUUCAGCUUUAAACUAAAUAUAAAAAAGACAAAACAAAAAGAAACCCAUCUGUCUCUAUGUUUACAUACUGGUUUACAUAGUUAUUUAAGUACAACUUGUUAAAAUGUAAAUUAUGAUAUAAAUGUUUACUGACCUAA